AUGGGUCAUGGCUGGUUGAACUUAUCAAAGUCCUUCCAAGGCCUAACUGGUGAAAGUGUGCGCACUGGCGACGACAACCAAAGCUGCAAGCCCCUGGUCGAGCUUAGCGCGAUUUCCUUCGGAGGGAAAUUGGAAUCAUGGUCAAGGGUUGGAGAACGGACAGACCAUGCUGCCCGAUUUCGUUCACCCAACAGUGGAAGGUUCUGUUGGGUGAACGAAAUCGGGUUGACAACGUCGGUGGCAAGGGAGCGACCCACCGACAGUCAAACGGUCCUGCCAACCGCGCUCCAACCCACCCGUUCAGUCAACCUGGGCGGAUGGGGUGGACCACAGUGCACUAUCGGUCAUAUAACAUGGCCGUUCAGCCACUGUGGUCCACCCCAUCCUCCAACCAAUGGGUUGUAUCGCGGUUGGAGGAUCGUUGUACAUCCAGGAUGGUUCCAUAACCACCCACCCACAGAAAAUGUGGCCCGGUGGUGUAGUGUUGGCAAGAAGAGUGCACCCGUACCGCGACGGAUUUGCGGGUUUCAACCAGCUUCCCAACCAUUUGAGCGCCAUCAAAGCGAUGAGCCGACCCAGAUGUGA
This is a messenger RNA of Puccinia graminis f. sp. tritici CRL 75-36-700-3, 585 nucleotides long. RefSeq lists its product as uncharacterized. NCBI's taxonomy places the organism in Eukaryota, Fungi, Basidiomycota, Pucciniomycetes, Pucciniales, Pucciniaceae. The transcript has 3 exons. The record is from RefSeq and is a predicted model, not a curated record. The coding region runs from base 1 to 585 and encodes 194 amino acids.